ACAGCUUUACGUUUGUACACCUUUCUCCCUUCAUUUUCGCGUCCCUUACGCCCCUCAUAAUCUUUUGCAAUACCCAUGGCCACGUCCAAGGCGAUCGGUAUCGAUCUCGGUACCACUUACUCCUGCGUCGGCGUCUGGCAGAAUGAUCGUGUUGAGAUCAUUGCCAACGACCAGGGCAACCGUACAACCCCUUCAUAUGUCUCCUUCUCCGAUACGGAGCGUCUGAUUGGUGAUGCCGCUAAGAACCAAGUCGCGAUGAACCCCCACAACACCGUUUUCGAUGCGAAGCGUCUUAUCGGCCGCAAGUUCAGCGAUCAAGAAGUGCAAGCCGAUAUCAAGCAUUUCCCCUUCACCGUCUUCGACAAGGGUGGCAAGCCCUACAUCCGCGUGACCUAUCGUGGCGAAGAGAAAGAAUUCUCGCCCGAGGAGAUAUCUUCCAUGGUUCUCCUGAAGAUGAAGGAGACCGCUGAGUCGUACCUUGGCACGACCGUCACUAAUGCCGUGAUUACUGUUCCUGCGUACUUCAACGACUCUCAGCGUCAGGCGACAAAGGAUGCGGGUGUCAUUUCGGGUAUGAACGUCCUCCGCAUCAUCAACGAGCCGACUGCUGCAGCCAUUGCUUACGGUCUCGACAAGAAGACGACCGGUGAGAAAAACGUUCUUAUCUUCGAUCUUGGUGGAGGUACCUUCGAUGUGUCGCUCUUGACCAUUGAGGAGGGCAUCUUCGAGGUCAAGGCUACCGCCGGUGACACUCAUCUUGGUGGUGAGGACUUCGACAACCGUCUCGUCAACCACUUCGUCCAGGAGUUCAAGCGCAAGCACAAAAAAGAUCUCUCAUCGAAUCCCCGUGCUCUCCGUCGUCUCCGUACCGCUUGUGAGCGUGCCAAGCGUACCCUUUCUUCUGCUACGCAGACUACGAUCGAGAUCGACUCGCUAUUCGAGGGUAUCGACUUCUACACGUCACUUACCCGUGCACGGUUCGAAGAGUUGUGCCAGGACCUCUUCCGCAGCACGCUCGAGCCCGUUGAGAAGGUCCUCCGUGACUCGAAAAUCGACAAGGGCAACGUCCACGAGAUCGUCCUUGUCGGUGGUUCGACUCGUAUUCCCCGUAUCGUCAAGCUCGUGUCCGACUUCUUCAACGGAAAGGAGCCCAACAAGAGCAUCAACCCCGACGAGGCUGUCGCAUACGGUGCCGCCGUGCAGGCUGCUAUCCUCACCGGUGACACAUCGGAGAAGACUCAGGAUCUUCUGCUGCUCGAUGUCGCGCCGCUUUCGCUGGGUAUCGAAACUGCUGGUGGUGUUAUGACCGCUCUCAUCAAGCGUAACACGACUGUCCCCACCAAGAAGUCUGAGAUCUUCUCGACGUACUCGGACAAUCAGCCCGGCGUGCUCAUCCAGGUCUACGAGGGUGAGCGUGCGCGCACCAAGGACAACAACUUGCUUGGCAAGUUCGAGCUUUCCGGCAUUCCGCCAGCGCCCCGUGGUGUGCCUCAGAUCGAGGUCACCUUCGAUAUCGACGCGAACGGUAUCCUUAAUGUCUCUGCCGCUGACAAGACGACUGGCAAGUCGAACCGCAUCACAAUCACAAACGACAAGGGCCGUUUGUCGAAGGAGGAGAUUGAGCGCAUGGUUUCCGAGGCCGAGAAGUACAAGGCGGAGGAUGAAGCAGCCGCUGCGCGUAUCACAUCAAAGAAUGCUCUCGAAUCGUACGCGUACAACCUCCGGAACUCGCUCUCGGACGAGAAACUUGCAGGCAAAUUUGACCCUGCGGACAAGACCAAGCUCGAGACUGCAGUGAAUGAGACGAUCUCAUGGUUGGAUGCGUCGCAAGAAGCUUCGAAGGAGGAGUAUGAGGACCGACAGAAGGAGCUGGAGGCGGUUGCCAACCCCAUCAUGCAGAAGCUCUAUUCCGCGGGUGGUGGUGGUGCGCCAGGCGGCUUCCCUAGUGGUGGUGCGCCAGGCGGUUUCCCAGGCGGUGCGUCUGCAGGCGGGGAGGAGGGCCCGAGCGUCGAGGAAGUCGACUAGUGGGUUUGCGUAUGAUUGUUGAUCGUUCAUGAUCGCGGUGG
Messenger RNA from Laetiporus sulphureus 93-53, 2066 nucleotides. Its product is annotated as heat shock protein 70. Bases 76 to 2025 code for a protein of 649 amino acids. Lineage: Eukaryota; Fungi; Basidiomycota; Agaricomycetes; Polyporales; Laetiporaceae. The transcript is spliced from 5 exons. Gene Ontology annotation, cellular component: cytosol; plasma membrane; cytoplasm. The record is from RefSeq and is a predicted model, not a curated record. Gene Ontology annotation, molecular function: misfolded protein binding; heat shock protein binding; ATP-dependent protein folding chaperone. Gene Ontology annotation, biological process: protein refolding; vesicle-mediated transport; cellular response to unfolded protein.